Saprolegnia diclina VS20 is the source of this 3387-nucleotide messenger RNA. RefSeq lists its product as hypothetical. Lineage: Eukaryota; Oomycota; Saprolegniomycetes; Saprolegniales; Saprolegniaceae. Gene Ontology annotation, molecular function: transcription coregulator activity. Gene Ontology annotation, biological process: regulation of transcription by RNA polymerase II. The transcript has 5 exons. The coding region runs from base 7 to 3303 and encodes 1098 amino acids. Gene Ontology annotation, cellular component: mediator complex. The record is from RefSeq and is a predicted model, not a curated record.
GUCGACAUGGGCGACCCGAAUAAAAUUCCACUCGUUGGGACCACAAGCGUGAGGACGACCGAGAUGCGAUCGAAUGCAUGGUCCUUGGGCGAGGUCACGCGGCUAGAGUACCGCGUCUUCGGUCCCAGCGGCGACCGCGGCUUGCACGCGCGCUUGCUGACGUGGGCGGACAGCGACCACCGGCGGCCGCUGCUCGUGAGCGUCGCUGACGACCACGUCUGGUCCUUCACCGUCAACUUUCAAGAUACGCCGCACGUCGUACCCUCCGAGUUUGAUGGACUCGAGACCCGCGCCGGCGCGUGGACGCCCGAUAUUGAACGAGACGACGACGUCCUGCGCAUGUUUGAAGCUGCGAUUGAGCGGCAGCUGCGGGCGUGGUUCUUGCAGCAGGCGCGGGUCGCGUGGUCGGGCGCUCUCGAUGCGUCGGGCGUCCCUGCGUUUCGCGCCGAGGCCGACUACCUCGUGUCGACCGAGCCCCAGUUCACGUUCCGAACGCUCUCAGCGAACCGCGAAAACACGUGGGAGACGCACGUCGAUGCGGACGUCCCGACACCGGCGUUCCAGAUCCAGGCCACGCUCUCGCGGUCGAACGCUGUGUGGGUGCAUGUCGUCGUCUUCCGCAAGGCGCUGCUGUCGACCGCCCAUGGCUUGGAGUACCCGCGCAUGCUCUGGAAGCGACUGCAGGCGCUGCCGUGCGAAGGGUUUGGCGCCGAGAGCAUCAUCGACGUCUGGACGAUGCGGGACGUCAGCGUCACGGGCGUGUUGGCCGCAACCCCGACGCCAAUCAUCGUCGAGAAAGACCGAUUCCGCGUGGCCAAGCGCCCGCGCAUGACCAAGCUGUCGUCUGAGAGCCAAGCGAGCAGCCCGGAGCGACCGCCGCCCUUCUCGCCGAAUGCGCUCGACCCCAAGCGGCCAAAACUUCCGGCGUCGCAGUCGACGUCGCCGUCGCAGCAGCACACCACCGACGACGAGGCGCUCACGCCCAUCUCGCCCGACCUCGGCGUCAAGCACGAGCUGCUCUGCGUCGACUUUGCGGGCGUGGGCACCGACGCGCCACUGCACAGAAGCCGGCGUGUGCACGCGUUCGUGCCGAGCGCCAAGACCAAGUCGAAAGCCAAAGUAGAGGCCAAGCGAGUCGUGAGAAAGAAGAGUGCGUGGCGAAUGCUGCUGCGUGUGCCCAAGGACCUCCCGAAAGGCGGCAACAACGACGAGAGUGAGUACUACAGCACCGCCGACGAAGCCGACAGCGUCGUGCCGCUGCCGCUGCCGCCGCGCCCGGUCGCCGUCACCGACCCGAUGCUACUCACGCUCGCGACGACGGUUGCGAAGGAAAUGCACACCGAGACGGCGGACACGAGCGCCAAGCCAGCGCUUCUUCGCGUCGCACCGGCGUAUGCCUCGACGUCUGCAGAGGACGACGAGCGACGGUACCUGCCAGUAGGGACGAUGCCGUACAACGUCCCGGGCUUGGCGGGACCGUCAUCCGUCAAAACCUCUGUCGUGCCGCCAAGUACGGUGGUGGCGCUCCCGUUCUCGACAACACCCCGAGCGGAUAUGACGCUCGGUCUCCGAUUACUCGCCAAAGACGCGUUGGUGGGGUGGAAGCUCAAUCCGUCGAGCUGGAUCCCGCCGGCCCCGCGCGGCCUCGCGGCGAGCGACAGCGCCCAGCGGCAGCGCUUCUUGACCCACUCGGUCGCCGCGCACGUUGACGCGUUCGCCGCACGCAUGCUCGUGUCGCCAGCAUCCUGGCUCGGACCGGACGCGGUCUGCGGCGCGUCCACGAAUACGCUGCGCGGAAGGAUACCCGAUGUGCACGUGGCCAAGGCCGAGACCGUCCUCUCAUUGCCCCCGCACCUGUUGCCCGAGUGGCCGCUGCGCGGCUUUGCACCGCUCGGACCGAUGAAGAACGUCGACUAUGUCGUGCUCUGCCCCGACGCGCCGUGGCUGGCAAACCGGACGACGUCGCACGUCGCGUCAGUGCGCACGGCGUACAUGAACCUCUCGCUGGGCGACCACGAGCCGCUCGAGCUCGCGGGGCGCUGGAGUGUUUCGACCGACGUGAUUGGCGCCGACCUCGACACUGCCAUUUUGCUACUGCGCAAGUCGCCGGGCGAUGCGUUCCACACGUAUACCGCAGCGGCUAGCCAUCUCACGCGCAUCCUCGCCGACGGCCCGACGACCCAAGCCUUUGCGCGCACGGCGAUCGCGACCGUCGUGUAUGUGGUCGCACCGUUUGGCCGGGACGAGGUCCCCUUGGCCGCGCGGCUUCUCAGCGCGGUGGCCUCAGGUCUCUUUCCCGGUGACGUGCCCGGCGACUGGCAAGCCGGCGUCGUCCUCGAGCUCUUGUACUUGCCGGACGUUCUGGCGCCGCCCACGCCACUGGCGUUUGCCGACCACGCAUUUGCGCUCUACGACAAAAUUUACGAAAAAGUCCCGCUGCAGUACGAUACAAUGGCCGUCUCGUCAGGUCCCAAGCCGCUCACGAGCCACGUCAACGAAAAGCUGUUUGCGCUCGCAACCUCGGACCACUGCUGCGACGCGUUCCUUGGGUACGCGCUCGUCGACUCGACGCUUGUCUACUCGCUCGUGGACGCCAACGGAUCGCUCAUGGACGUCGACGUUCAAACUACGUCGUCGGCCAGCUUAAGUGCCGAAGACAUGGCGAUGCUGCUGUCCAAGGCGCUGGCCUUCUACGUUCUUAGCCGCGACACGUCGAGCAAGACCAGUCGGGGUGUCUUGUGCAUUACUAAAGUCGGCGCGCCGCUCGCAUCCGACGAAGCCGCGCUCUGGAGUCGUGUGUGGGCGUCCGAGCUCGCGGGCGGCCUUGCCAAGUACGCGUCAUCGGUGCGUCGCUGCCUCGUCAGCAGCCUCGUACCUGCACCCGAGCUGCAGAUGCACAUGCUGGAUGCAAGAGGCGAGAACGUGCAGACCAUGCUUGCGGCCGGCGCGACGCGAGGCCUCCUCGUUGUGAGUCCCGUGGAUGUCGCCCCAGGCAAUGGCACGUGCCGCGUGGGCCAAGACCCGUCGCUUCUGGCAGUCGCGCUGGCUACCGACGGGCGCGCCGACAUUGUCUUGGUCGUCACGAUCGACGCGACGCUGCCGAGUCCCGAGGCGGACGACACGGGCGACGAUGGCAGCGGCGAGGAAGGCGAGGCCGACGGCGUCGUUGGGCCGCUCCUCCGGCAGCUGCAAGACCAUACGUGGCUGAGUGUCGACCCGAUCUCAGGCCGAAAGCAGUCGCCGUACCCGCGCCACGCCGGCGCCGUCGCCCACAUGGUGCGCCUCGUGCACGGUGUACGAUGAGCAGCCGCUAACUCAAUACACGUCGUAUAUCCUCCACAAGAUAGCACUAAGUCUGUAUAAACGAACGAGGGUUAGGGUCGGUAG